UGUUUGUCACCGUAUUGAAUUAACUGCACCUAGCAGCAGGCCCGGUCAGUAAUUUCAAAUAGUAUUGGCACUGUACACUGUAUACUAAAUUAUUAACUGCUUCGAGCUGCGAGCUGGAUGGGAUCUAGCGGGAUAUAUACGAUUUUUCCCGUCGACGAGCAGCAAGCCGCUACAUCUAGCUCUCUCUCUUCCUAGAUCCCACUGUGUGCGUUGCUACCUAGCUGCUUCUUCCACCUUCCGGACUUCAGCAGGGUCUUCGAUCGAUCUCCAGGUUGUCCACAAGAUAGUUGGGGCGUCAAAGAUUCUCACACCCUAGCAGGAGAUAUACAAUACCAUGGAGAACAACUUACAUCACACAACUAAGACGGCAAAGGAGUUUUCACUUCAUUUUUUGCAGCACAUCACAAAUAAUUUCUCUAAGAACCGCAUAAUUGGUCGUGGUGGGUUUGGAACAGUUUAUAAGGGGGUACUCGACAAUGGGGAUGAGUUUGCUGUUAAAAAACUUGGGUACCAGCCAGGACUUGGCGACGACCAAUUCAAGAAUGAGGUUAUGAACCUUAUGGGCGUACAACAUCAAAAUAUUGUACAGUUACUUGGUUACUGCUACGAAACACGAAAUAGAGUUGCUGAGUACAAUGGAAAACUUGUUUUUGCUGGAUAUGACGAAAGAGUUCUCUGCUUAGAAUACUUACAGGGUGGAAGCCUUGAGCAGCAUCUUUCCGAUGAACCUUGCAGACUUGAUUGGUCCAUAUCUUACGGAGUAAUAAAAGGAAUCUGUGACGGUCUAAAGCACCUUCAUACGGGCUCCAAAAAUCCUAUGUACCAUCUGGAUUUAAAACCGGCAAAUAUAUUGCUGGACGAGGAUAUGAUACCGAAAAUUGGAGAUUUUGGUUUGUCGAGACUUCUUGUUUCAACACAAACCUGUGUCACGCAAACAUUUAUAGGAACACCUGGAUACAUGCCACCGGAGUACAUUGAUAAACAAGAAAUAACACCAAAAUUUGAUGUAUUCAGUUUAGGUGUUAUAAUCCUACAAAUAAUGGCAGGAAAGAGUGGCCACUCUGUGUCUGUAGAUACGCCUUCCGAUCAAUUUAUUGAGCUUGUACAUGAAAAAUGGAGAAAAAGGCUUCAAGCAACAAUGUCGGCAGAUAUAUCACAGGAAGUUAAGAUAUGCAUUGAAAUAGCAUUAAAAUGUGUGGAGUCUGACCGAGUGAAGAGGCCUACAAUAAACCAGAUUGUCGAUGAACUGGAUAAGAUAGAUAACGCCAAAAGUUCGUCUACCAGCCAGGUCGCCGGCUUCCGAAAAAAGCAGGAUUUCAACAAACUAUACACAAGUUCAGAUUCUACCGUGGGCUUCAAUGAUGAUGAGCCAAUUAUUACUGCUCCUCCAACUUCAGUGCAGUUGGUGAUGAAGAACAACAAGGAGGCGCCACUCGAGGAGAACGAUCAGAAGGUGAUGCUGGAGCUCACCGGCGACCAGUCCAGCAUUGAUCGGCCGGGCCUGGACCUUGUGGUCGUUCUGGACGUGAGUGGCAGCAUGUCGGGCCAUAAAAUCCGCCAGACGAAGACCGCUAUGCAGUUUGUGGUAAGGAAGCUUUGCCCUGUGGACCGGCUGUCCAUCGUCACCUUCAACAGUGAUGCCACGAGGGAGUGCCCCCUGCGGCAGGUGACCCAGACAUCAAAACUUGAGCUGCAGGGGAUGGUGGAUAGGCUUAUGGCCCGUGGCAGCACAAACAUCGAAGCCGGUCUUCGGACUGGGCUGAAGGUGCUCACCGACCGCAAGGUCAGCGACGGCCGCGUCGCCGGCGUCAUGCUCAUGUCCGACGGCCAGCAGAACUCAAACACGGACGCUGCUGUGGUCCCUGUUGGGAAGGUGCCCGUUUACACGUUUGCUUUCGGCAGGCAAGCGGACUCUGAGCUGCUCAACACGGUGGCGGCCAAGAGCAUGGGAGGGAUAUUCUCCUUCGUCGACGAUCGCAUGGAUGGCGCCGUGACCAUAGCCUUCUCCCAGUGCCUCGCCGGCCUGCUUACUAUCGCGGCUCAGGACCUCUAUCUCACGGUCACGGCAUCACGCGUCGGAGACGAGUCGACGACAAUACAGAAAAUUACCACCGGGAGCUACCUGCAGACGCAGCACUCCGAUGACCCUGGCUCGAUGACCGUCGCCUUCGGCCACCUCUACAACAAGGAAGUGCGCAAGGUCAUCGUCUACCUCUCUCUCCCCGCAGUCGAGAGUGAGCGCAGCGCGGACAUCCUCAAGGUCACAUACUCAUACAGCAGCUCUUCCGGGUCCGGGAGGGAGUUUGUUGCGACUCUAACGGUGUUGCGAACUGGCGUGGCGGUUCGGAAGGAUGGGCCGGAGGAGGUGCGGACAGAAGAGAUCCGUCUACAGGCAGCGGAAAUGAUCAGGGCGGCGAGAAUGUUGGCGGACUGCGACAACCUCAAGGAGGCCGAGUGGAAGCUAAUGGAUGCCCUGAACCUGGUGGAGGCGGACCAGUACUCCAACCCUUUUCUCCUGGCCGAGCUGCACCAGCUCCUCCAGCUAUUCUCUACCCAAUACAAGUGGCAUGGCCACGUCUACGCGUUGGUGUCGGAGACUUCGCACGGCCGGCAGCGUUUCGCGGUGAGGGGCGGUGAUGCCGGGUCUACACGUCUCUUCGCGACCCCGCGCAUGGACAAGUACCUCAAGGAGAUUCUCCAAAAGUCUCCGGUGACUAUGCCGCUCUUCUCGAUGCCGCGCAUCACUACUACUACAACUUAAGGGUACUUGUGCCCGGGGCACUUUCUAGAAAGUGUCCUAAAUACUUUCCACGGAAGCACUUUAAUUAAAAUCUCUACUAAUUUAAUCAUACCAGAGAAAUUAUCUGAUUAAAGGUUUGGCAGACAAUUUGGUGGAUCAUGGUGUGGCUAUCCUGCAAUAUGCAGAUGACACAAUUCUAUUACUGCAGGAUGACAUGGAGGGAGCACGAAAUUUAAAACUACUCAUGUACAUUUUUGAAACUAUGUCUGGUUUGAAAAUUAAUUUUGAGAAGAGUGAGACAAUGUUGGUGCUGGA
Messenger RNA from Lolium perenne, 3055 nucleotides. RefSeq lists its product as uncharacterized. The record is from RefSeq and is a predicted model, not a curated record. NCBI's taxonomy places the organism in Eukaryota, Viridiplantae, Streptophyta, Magnoliopsida, Poales, Poaceae. Gene Ontology annotation, biological process: protein phosphorylation. Gene Ontology annotation, molecular function: protein kinase activity; ATP binding.